This is a messenger RNA of Trichoderma breve, 1002 nucleotides long. RefSeq names its product phosphotransferase enzyme family domain-containing protein. Gene Ontology annotation, molecular function: protein kinase activity; ATP binding. Bases 1 to 1002 code for a protein of 333 amino acids. The record is from RefSeq and is a predicted model, not a curated record. Gene Ontology annotation, biological process: protein phosphorylation. The transcript has 3 exons. NCBI's taxonomy places the organism in Eukaryota, Fungi, Ascomycota, Sordariomycetes, Hypocreales, Hypocreaceae.
AUGGCUUCAUAUCCCGCGCAAAACCUCGGACCGACAAAUAUUUUGGCUGCUGUUGCAGAGCUUGGAGUUGGCGGAAAUGGUGCAUUCAUUGAUGGAGAGUUCAACGGAGGCGAGUGUCGCAUCUUCAAGCUUAGCUUCAAAGAUCAAGCGAGUAUCGCCGUUCGAGUGCCGCAUCAAGUUGACGAUCAAGACGACAUAAUCGCCAUGGUUCAAAUUGAAGUGCGCAUUCUUCAGAUGCUUGAAAAAAAGGGUUUCCAAUGGUCCCCGAGAUGUUGCGGCUUUAGCUUGACGUUCGACAACCCGAUCAAAUAUCCGUUUAUUAUAUUGACUUGGGUUGAGGGUUCACCCUUAUCUUGGGAUGAUAACUUUCCACCACAGCCACUUCGAGGCGUGUUACUUAAUCAAAUAGCCUCGAUACAGCUGUCUUUGAUCACAUGCACACUAGAAGAUCGUUCUACUUCCACAGCAACCUUCUUCCAACGACGUAUGAAGAACAGAUCCACUCAGGUGCGAGAAGGCAGAAUUCCUGGUCUUUCGGAAGAAGACUGCAUCAAUCAGUACGCUGCAGUUUGCCAAGUGCUUGGCCAAGAUCAACAUGAUACUGCCUUUGCCGUGAAGCACGGUGAUAUUAAGCCGAAUAAUAUUAUUGUCGAUGAAGACUAUAACAUCAAAUGUGUUAUCGACUGGGGCUUUGCCACAUUUGUACCAAUCUCAAAAGCCGCAGGCCUGCCGUGUUUUCUAUGGUCCAGCGACAAAGACCCGGCGGGAGUUACACCGAGCCAAAGUCUGCUAAAGGAUAUACGAGCAUAUAUCACUUGUUUUUCAUCACAGACUUUGCCAAUGGAGUUAUCAAUGCCGCACUUGAAUAGCACCGAAGACGUGUAUUUCCGCAGCCUUUGCUUGGAGUCUACUUCGAGCAAACAGGUGCACGCUUCCAUGGCGAGAGCUGGAUGGAAACUGCCUUAUGGCGAGUUCCUUAAAGAUACUAAAGACCAUGAUUAA